GGAGCGCGCAGAGGAAGGGAGGGCAAUCUUGUCCCGACGCUAAUAAGACCCAAUGGCUGGUGCAAGGUGGCCAGGAGCUUUGAAACGCGACAGAAGACGGUGGACGGAGGAGAAAAGAAGAAAAAAAAUCUCUAGAGAGACAUUUCUGGAUGGACAAAGAGGAUGAGAGAGCCACGGAAGCGUCCAUAGGAAUUGCAGGGAACCGUGGGGCUUUUGGUGUGCGUCAGUUUGUGUCUCGUCAAAGGAACUGCGUGAGAGAGAAGCGCUCUUACACCACAUGAUUUGGAAUGGACCACGAUUUGACCCGCAUUCACAUGCUAUCACACACCUGGAACUGAGGUAUCACUAUAGGCACUGUGAGCCACUGACUGUUGGGAGCCCCAACCCUCCUCAAUGAAGCAGUCCUGGUGGGCCCGCCUGGCACAGCUCGGCCUGCUUGCUGUGUGGACCUGCAUUUGGUUAGUCCAGGGAUGUGGACCGGGCCCUGGGGUUGGCAUCCGCUCCAGACCCAGGAAACUCACAGCCAUGCACUACAAGCAGUUUUUUCCCAACUUCUCAGAAAACAACCUCGGUGCCAGCGGGAGAGCCGAGGGCAAGAUCACACGCAACUCUGAGCAGUUCAAUGAACUUGUGUGCAACUACAACUCAGACAUUAUCUUCAAGGAUGAGGAGAACACUAACGCAGACCGCUUCAUGACCAAGCGCUGUAAGGACUGUUUGAACAGGUUGGCUAUCGCAGUGAUGAACCAGUGGCCAGGGGUACACUUACGUGUGACAGAGGCCUGGGAUGAGGAUGGCCACCACCCUCCCGGCUCUCUGCACUAUGAAGGCCGAGCCGUGGAUAUAACCACUGACGAUAGAGAAACAGAGAAGUAUGGUCUUCUAGCCCAGCUGGCUGUGGAGGCUGGCUUUGACUGGGUCCACUAUGAGUCCAAAUAUCACAUCCACUGCUCAGUAAAAGCUGAUCACUCCGUUGCAGUGGAAAAAGGUGGCUGUUUCCCGGGCUGGGCCCGGGUGACUCUUGCUGGAGGGAUGCAGAAGAGCCUGUCGUCUCUUGUUCCCGGGGACAGAGUCGUGGCCCUGUCUGGGACAGGCCAAGUCGUGUUGAGCCAAGUCCUCUUGUUUCUGCACCAGGACCAAGAAAGCUGGUCUGCCUUUCUGUCUCUGGAGACAGAAGAUGGCCAGAGAUUGGCUCUUACCCCACAUCACUUGGUCUUUUUAGCCCCACAUUGCAGACGCGACAGCAGUGAGUAUCAGGCUCAGUUUGCUAGCAGAGCCAAAACAGGUGACUGUGUUCUUAUCCUUACAGCAGAGGGUCAAGUACGUCCAUCGCGAAUCAUCUCAGUUUCAGUAGAGCAGAGUGUGGGAGUGUAUGCGCCCUUGACAGAAGCUGGAACUGUGUUUGUUGAUGGAGUGCUGGCAUCCAGCUAUGCUCUGGUGGAGGACCACAGACUUGCACACUGGGCAUUUGGACCUGUGCGACUCCUCUCUUCAUUCAAACAGCUACUUUGGGGGGACUGUGAGACAACCAAAGAACAGCAGACCACAGACAGUGAAACAGCUUGCACUAAGAGUCCAUUUCACUGUAGCACUUUGGCCGCAAAGGACAAAGCAGGUUUAUAUGUGAAUAAUGGCACUCUGAACAAACAAGACAAUCUAAGUGAACCUCUCAGGAUGGAAAUGGAACAGAAGCAGACAUCAGAUGUGCACUGGUAUGCUCAAUUACUGUACAGUUUUGGAUGUAUCUUUUUAGACUGCAACUCAUUUCAUCCUUGAAAGCCUAAAACUUUAAAGUCUGGUUUUUUUCGCCUUGUUCAAUGUUACAAUGUUGAUACAUUUACACCAACACUUCCUGUUCUUCUUAAAAAAAAAUGUAAUUACUGGAAUAGCUUGCCUUCUUUUUUGUUUCUAUUAUAAUCUAUCAUAAUGAUAUACAGUACAUGCUAAUACUUAUCUGAAAUUUUGAAAGAUAUUGAGUUUGAUGAGACAAAUUGUCUGAGCAGGUUAAUGUAAAAAUGUUAUUUCUUUUAAUUGUUUUAGUUAUGUGUGUAAAAAAUACAUUAUUCUAAUGUGAUAGGAAUGAAUUUUCCCCAAAACAAUAGAAUCUUUAUUUUUGUACUUUCUGAAUCAUAAUAUAUAAAUGUUUCCUUUUUAUUACAAUUCCACUACAUGUUUUGUUUGACCUCACAUGUUGUCUUAAAACUUAUUAAAGUGUCAUUCUAGUAAGCAACACUCUGCUUUUUCUUCA
Etheostoma cragini (Arkansas darter) is the source of this 2248-nucleotide messenger RNA. It is a transcript of the gene dhh, whose product is annotated as desert hedgehog signaling molecule. Gene Ontology annotation, biological process: smoothened signaling pathway; intein-mediated protein splicing; regulation of gene expression. Lineage: Eukaryota; Metazoa; Chordata; Actinopteri; Perciformes; Percidae. The transcript has 4 exons. The record is from RefSeq and is a predicted model, not a curated record. Gene Ontology annotation, molecular function: patched binding; calcium ion binding. Bases 394 to 1776 code for a protein of 460 amino acids.